Molecule: messenger RNA, 1769 nt
Organism: Austrofundulus limnaeus
Lineage: Eukaryota; Metazoa; Chordata; Actinopteri; Cyprinodontiformes; Rivulidae
Product: zinc finger DHHC-type palmitoyltransferase 14
Biological process (GO): protein targeting to membrane; peptidyl-L-cysteine S-palmitoylation
Cellular component (GO): Golgi apparatus; endoplasmic reticulum
Molecular function (GO): protein-cysteine S-palmitoyltransferase activity
Source: RefSeq, a predicted model, not a curated record
AACGUCUGUAAAAGYCCCCGGACCUUGCAUUGGGAGCCCCCUUGAACAGUUCGUCCUCCCUCUCUGCACCUUUUGCUCCCGACCUCAGCUGAAGGGGGAGGAGCAGGCGGAGGCUCUUCUCUUUUUGCGCCCAUGUUGAUGUUUGCGAGGGUGGCAUCGCUGUGUGUGGACGGCUGUCGGCUGGCCUGCCAGGUCCAGGACUGUGGGAAGCGGCAACUUUUCCCCCCCACCUUCUAAUGAGGUUGAACGGUGAACAUUUGUGACCAUGACUCGUCGAUGGUACCUCUGAGACGCCCGGCCGUAUGGCUGUAAGGUCCUGCUCAGCUCGAGCUGCGCGCAAAGACUCGUUUUGUUUGUGAUUGACGGCCAGUCGAGUCAGGAUGCUGGAGCUCGUCUGAGAGAACGUGUGUUUGUGUGUUUGUGUGUUUGUGUGUCUGUGUGUCGCUUUUGGAUUUCCCUUCCCCUUUUUCCCCUCUUUUUUCCUUUUUCAAAACGGAGUUCUCCCUCGGCGGCGAGAAGAAGAUCACAAACUCAUUUGUUCACCCUUAAACUUCCGAAAAUGAUCUUCGCUUUGCCUCGUAACAAGCCCGGAUAACGACGGGAGCAGCGCCGCGACAACACCCCCGAAACGACGACUUUGCCUCGAAACUCGCCAGGCAGCCUUUGGGUUUAUUCAGCUCUGGGAUUUUUUUUUCUCUCUCUCUCUGCGGUUAAUGCAUCUUGGGGAGUCCAUGAGAGAGUGCGAGUACAGCCAAAUAAGCACUCGCAGCUCCACGCCAAUGGAGACCCCAUACAAGAAAAGGACACCAAAGAGGAGGAAGUGGGAGGCCUUCCCUGGUCGAAACAAGUUUUACUGUGAUGGGAGGAUUAUGAUGGCCAAGCAGACCGGGGUUUUCUACCUCACCCUUGUCCUAAUUCUCGUAACCUGUGGACUUUUUUUCGUCUUUGAUUGUCCGUUCCUGGCACUGCAGCUGACGCCGAUCAUCCCAGUUGUAGGAGGUGCGCUGUUUCUGUUUGUACUCGGGACUCUAUUGAGAACCAGUUUCAGUGACCCUGGGGUGCUACCAAGGGCCACCCCUGAUGAGGCAGCUGACUUGGAGAGACAAAUUGACGUGGCCAAUGGCAGCACUGGUUACAGGCCUCCUCCCAGGACCAAGGAGGUCGUCAUCAACGGCCAGACCGUCAAGCUGAAGUACUGCUUCACGUGCAAAAUCUUUAGACCGCCACGUGCCUCCCACUGCAGCCUCUGUGACAACUGUGUGGAGCGUUUUGACCACCACUGUCCCUGGGUGGGGAACUGUGUGGGAAGGAGGAACUACCGUUUCUUCUACAUGUUCAUCCUCUCGCUCUCCUUCCUCACAAUCUUCAUCUUCGCCUUUGUUAUCACACACAUCAUUUUACUCUCACAUCAAAGUGGGUUCCUCAACGCACUUAAAUAUAGUCCUGCAAGUGUGCUGGAGGUGGUGGUGUGUUUCUUCUCUGUCUGGUCAAUAGUGGGCCUCUCAGGUUUCCAUACCUACCUGAUCGGCUCCAAUCAGACCACCAAUGAAGAUAUUAAAGGUUCGUGGUCUUCUAAAAGAGGGAAAGACAACUAUAACCCUUACAGCUAUGGGAAUAUGUUCACCAACUGCUGUGCAGCACUUUGUGGACCCCUGCCACCAAGUCUCAUUGACAGACGAGGUUUUGUGGAAUCAGAUGCUCCACAGCUGGCACAGCCGACCAACGGCAUGACCAUGUAUGGCGCCACCCAGUCCCAGCAAAGCCACAUG